UUCAUUUGACCACAGAAAGCGCACGCUCAUUGCAGAUUUGCAGUUUAUUAUUUUUUCUAAACAAGUAUUACAAGUUGAAAUAUAAAUAGCAUAGCUCCACAUUCACAUAUUAGCUUCCAUUGACAAAUUUUCUUUCUAUCAUUUCUAUACACGUAAAUCUGUUGGUGCUUUCGCAUUGGUCAUUUUGAUCCAAGAAACCAAAUCAUUUAUAGUUAGAACUUAGAAGAUGACAAUCACAGCCACCCCUAGCAUCAAAGAUGGCUGCCUCAUGCUUAGGGGCAAGGUGGUUUUGACUGGAGUUUCUCAGAAUGUUGUUGUUUCUCCGGCAAACUCCGGCUCAGCUUUCAUUGGCGCAACUUCUACAACUCCCAGUUCUCGCCAUGUUUUCACUCUUGGUGUGCUUCAGGGAUAUAAGUUUUUGUGUCUGUUUAGAUUCAAAAUCUGGUGGAUGAUACCACGCGUUGGGAGAUCCUGUAGUGAAAUUCCCACGGAGACUCAAAUGCUUCUCUUGGAAGCAAGAGAAGACUCUGCCCUGCACGAUGAGGCUUCUUCUGAUUCUGCUUCAGAAGACACCUUCUACAUUCUUUUGUUGCCUGUGUUAGAUGGACAAUUCAGGACAACUUUGCAAGGGACUCCGGCGAAUGAGCUCCAGUUCUGCAUCGAGAGUGGAGAUGCCAAUGUUCAAACCUCUCAAUCCUACGAGGCAGUUUUUAUGAAUUCAGGAAACAAUCCAUUUGAGCUCAUCAAGGAUUCCAUCAAGAUAUUGGAGAAGCACAAGGGUACUUUCAGUCGCAUUGAAAACAAGAAGAUCCCUGCACAUUUAGACUGGUUUGGAUGGUGCACAUGGGAUGCUUUUUAUACAGAAGUCAACCCCCAAGGAAUCAAAGAGGGCCUUCAGAGUUUUCUGGAAGGUGGAUGUUCACCAAAAUUUCUUAUCAUUGACGAUGGAUGGCAAGAGACAAUAAAUGAAUUCCACAAAGAAGGUGAACCACUAAUAGAGGGGACACAGUUUGCCACCAGAUUGGUAGACAUCAAAGAAAACAACAAGUUCAAGAGUUCAAACUCUAAUAGCACAUGCAUAGAUCUCCAUGGGUUUAUUGAUGACAUCAAGGAGAAAUAUGGACUAAAAUAUGUUUACAUGUGGCAUGCUUUGGCUGGUUACUGGGGAGGUGUUCACCCAUCAUCUGAGAUAAUGGGAAAAUACAACCCAAAGCUUGCUUAUCCAAUUCAGUCACCCGGUAAUAUCGGGAAUCUCAGGGACAUUGCCAUGGACAGUUUGGAGAGAUAUGGAGUUGGAAUUAUUGAUCCCCAGAAGAUCUUUGAUUUUUACAAUGAUCUCCAUGGCUACCUUGCUAGCAGUGGGGUAGAUGGGGUGAAGGUUGAUGUUCAGAAUUUGAUAGAAACCUUAGGUUCUGGAUAUGGCGGACGGGUGUCAUUGACUAGACGGUAUCAACGAGCACUUGAACAAUCCGAAGCCCGGAACUUCACAGACAACAACCUGAUUUGCUGCAUGAGUCACAACUCUGACUCAAUUUACAGUUCAAAGAUGAGUGCAGUUGCAAGAGCAUCGGAGGAUUUUAUGCCAAGAGAGCUAAAUCUCCAGACCUUACAUAUUGCUUCUGUGGCUUUUAACAGUCUUUUACUGGGGGAAAUUGUGGUGCCAGAUUGGGACAUGUUUCACAGCAAACAUGAAUCAGCAGAGUUCCAUGCUGCAGCAAGAGCAUUGGGUGGGUGUGCAAUAUAUGUAAGUGACCAGCCAGGCAUUCAUGACUUUAAAAUCCUUAAAAAGCUUGUGCUUCCUGAUGGGUCUAUCCUAAGAGCUAGACAUGCCGGCCGUCCUACUCGAGAUUCUUUAUUUAAAGAUCCUGUCAUGGAUGGAGAAAGUCUGCUGAAGAUAUGGAAUUUGAAUAAAUUAUCUGGAGUCGUAGGUGUGUUUAACUGCCAAGGAGCUGGAAGUUGGCCAUUGAAACAUGCAGCUGAAGAUGUGCCUACCACACCAUCUCCACCUUCAUCCAUUUCUGGCCAUGUUAGUCCCCUUGAUGUUGAAUUUCUCAAAGAGGUUGCAGGCGAAAAUUGGAAUGGAGAAUGUGCAGUAUAUGCUACCAAUUCAGGAAUUCUUUCUAAGUUAUCAAAGAAAGGAAAUCUCAAAGUAUCCUUGGCCACUCUUCAAUGUGAAAUAUAUACCAUCUCUCCUAUUCGGGUUUUUGGUCAGAAUCUUCUGUUUGCUCCAAUAGGGCUGCUUGACAUGUACAACACAGGAGGAGCUGUGGAAGCAAUGAAUUACAUCAGGGAUCAUUCUGAAUGCAGAAUAAAAAUAAAAGGCAAAGGCUGUGGCCGAUUUGGAGCCUUCUCAAGCACUAAACCGAAGUGUUGUAUCGUGGACAUGAAGGAAGAAGAAUUCACCUACAAUGCUCAAGAUGGACUAUUGACUGUCAAACUUGAUGGUGAUUGUAAUUUAAGAGAGAUUGAAUUUGUAUACUGAGUGUCAUAUGCAUGUUCAAGGUAAUUUGAGAAACGAAGAAUUGCUGCAUCUCCCAAGGACUGAUUUAAAUGUUGCAUUAGUGGUUAUAAAGCAGAAGGUACAUUUCAUAUUUGCGCCGAUAAAUUGAAAACCCAGAUAAAAUCUGUUAUGCAUAAAAAGUCAUGCUUAUGUCAGCUCAAUAAAUGUCUUUUUGUACUAGCUGUCAAACUCAUACCUCCUCAAAGAUAUUCAUA
Messenger RNA from Pistacia vera, 2715 nucleotides. Its product is annotated as probable galactinol--sucrose galactosyltransferase 2. The record is from RefSeq and is a predicted model, not a curated record. The transcript has 14 exons. Lineage: Eukaryota; Viridiplantae; Streptophyta; Magnoliopsida; Sapindales; Anacardiaceae. Bases 227 to 2482 code for a protein of 751 amino acids.